This is a messenger RNA of Knipowitschia caucasica, 582 nucleotides long. The record is from the annotation of a GenBank genome assembly. Lineage: Eukaryota; Metazoa; Chordata; Actinopteri; Gobiiformes; Gobiidae.
AUGGCCAAAGUCGAAAUCACACCUCUCAGGUCCUGGGAUGACUUCUUUCCCGGGUCCGAGAGAUUCGCCAAACCCGAUUUUAAUGACAUGGCGAGACUGAACAAUAGAGUAGUGAGCAACUUGCUUUAUUACCAGACAAACUACUUGCUUCUCGCCGCGGUUGUGUUUCUCUUUGUCGGGUUCCUUAAUCCGCUGGGCAUGCUCACUGCCAUGGCUGUGGUGACAGCAGUGUUCCUGGGCUCCCUCUGGGCAGCAGACAAUAAGGCAGCGAUUAACAACUUCAAGAGGCAGAAUCCCACCUCUUUCGUGGUUGUUGUCAUGGCAGCCAGCUACUUUGUCCUGUCUCUGCUGGGAAGUGUGACCGUGUUCAUGACUGCCAUCACGCUACCUCUUAUAUUGAUUGUCAUCCACGCUUCUUUUCGUCUGCGAAACAUGAAGAACAAACUGGAGAACAAGAUGGAGUUGGCAGGACUGAAGCGGUCUCCCAUGGGACUGCUGCUCGAAGCCCUGGACCAGCAGGAGGAAAACGUGCAGAAAAUCCAGAACUUUUUGGAGGCCAAGCUUAAAGAGGGACUGAAAUAA